Messenger RNA from Fusarium keratoplasticum, 2571 nucleotides. RefSeq names its product Beta-glucosidase. The record is from RefSeq and is a predicted model, not a curated record. Lineage: Eukaryota; Fungi; Ascomycota; Sordariomycetes; Hypocreales; Nectriaceae. The transcript is spliced from 5 exons. Bases 1 to 2571 code for a protein of 856 amino acids. Gene Ontology annotation, biological process: glucan catabolic process. Gene Ontology annotation, molecular function: beta-glucosidase activity.
AUGGUGUCGGACGACAAUGGCAUUGAGGCGCUAGUCUCUCAGCUCACACUUGACGAGAAGCUCAGUCUCAUGGCUGGCGCAUCAACAUGGCGAACCACGGCCAUUCCUCGCUUGGGUAUUCCAAACAUGAAGCUCUCGGACGGCCCAUCUGGUGCCCGAGGUGAAAUUUUUGGGGAGAGUGUGCCUGCAGCAUUCUUCCCGAGCGGCGUCAGCUUGGGUGCCACGUGGGAUGUAGAUCUCAUGUAUGAGAUAGGUGAAGCUCUUGCGGAAGAGUGCAAAACCAAGUCGGCCUCUGCCAUCCUGGCUCCAACAAUGGGCAUUCACCGUCAUCCCCUUGGUGGACGCAACUUUGAGUCCUUCAGCGAAGAUCCCUACUUGACAGGAAAACUGGCGUCGGCUCAUGUACGCGGUGUGCAGUCUCGGGGAAUAGCUGCAACACCGAAACACUUUGUCGCCAACGACCAAGAAACCCUCCGCUUCAAGUACAAUGCCAUCAUCUCUCAGCGUGCGCUUCGAGAGGUCUAUCUGCUGCCCUUUCAGAUGGUUGUUCGCGAAGCAGACCCGUGGUGCAUGAUGACAUCCUACAACUUGGUGAACGGACACCACAUGAAUUCCCAUACGGAGAUCCUUACGGAUAUCGUCCGAAAAGAGUGGGGAUGGGAAGGCCUGUUUAUGAGUGACUGGGGAGGAACCAACACCUCGGCCGAGUCUAUCAAUGCAGGCCUAGAUCUUGAGGUGCCUGGUCCACCACUCAGAAGGACCAAAGAUGCCCUGGAGGUUCCCAUCAGGGAAGGACUGCUUGACUUGAAGUGCAUUGACGACUCAGCCCGGCGUUUGAUCAGCCUUUUGCGGAAGACGGGGCGCCUCCAGGAUUCACGAGACAGCCCUGAAUUCUGCAAAAACGAUCCAGACGUCAACAUGUUGCUGUUUCGGGCAGCUUGUGCAGGCAUCGUCAUGCUCAAGAACGACGCAAGCAGUCUCCCUAUCCAACCUUCAGAGAACAUCAAGAAACUCGCCGUCCUCGGUCCGAAUGCCAAGAAGGUCGUCGCUGGCGGCGGAGGCAGUUCCUACAUCAGAGCGCCAUAUUGGACAUCUGUCUUUGAGUCAGUGGAGAAGGAAUUCGAUGGCACUUCAACCAAUGUUGUUUUUGCCCCUGGAGCGAAGGCCAAUCGAUACCUGCCGACAAUACGGUCGGAAUUUGUUCGAAAUCCCGACACGGAUAGCCCGGGCGCUGCUGUUGACUGGUUCAUCGGCCACGAUUUCGAUGCUAAGCCAGUUGCAACAACCCACAUUGACGACCUCUAUUUUAUAGCCUACGGUGUGAUGCCACCUGAGAUCAACCGCGAGACCGGCUUUGCCUUCCGCAUUCGCACCAUCCUUACACCCCCUACUUCUGGUCAACAUCAACUAUCUCUUGCCAGCAUUGGGCCCUCGAAGCUCUUCCUCGAUGGUGUUGAAAUCGCAUCUCCGUCAGGUGCCUUUGACGAGAAGGGCUCUUUAUUCUUCACUUACGGUAGUGAGGAAACCAUCAUCGCCCUGGAUGUUAAAGCCGGAAGGGACUACGCGAUCCGCGUCGAUUAUCUCUCUCACGAUAGGCAACUAAGCAGAACCCUGCUUGUUGAGAUUGAUCCCAUGGAAGAUAAAUUCCAAGGAGCGAGAAUUGGUUAUCAAGAGCAAGACUUUGUCGAUCAGGUCAAACAAGCCGCGUCACUGGCCGAGGAUGCUGACGCCGCCAUCAUCGUGGUCGGCCGAGACAAGGAAUGGGAGACGGAAGGUCAGGACAUUCCUUCGUUCGAGCUACCUGGAGAGCAGGUGAGUUUAAUUGAAGAGGUUGCCACAGUAUGCAAGCGCACCAUUGUCAUUGUCCAGGCUGGAACGCCCGUGCAGAUGGACUCCUGGAUCAGCAAGGUCCAAGCUGUGCUGUUCACUUGGUACCAAGGCCAGGAGUUGGGCAACGCUGCUGCUUCGGUCAUCGUCGGCAAAUACAAUCCCUCUGGACGUCUUCCCAUCACUUUCCCCAAGAGAGUCGAAGACUGUCCCGCUUUCUCAUCCUUCCCAGGAGACCAAGGCGUGUCCGAGUACUCCGAGGGCGUCUAUGUCGGGUACAGAUGGUGGGACUUAAUAGACACGCUGCCCAUGUUGCCUCUUGGCUUUGGGCUAUCGUACAGCACUUUCGAGCUCAAGGCAGGCCAGAUCAGUUCUCCCAUUCUCUUAAAAAACUCCGUGUUGACUCUUUCUGUUCAUGUACGCAACACUGGCGGGAGCGACGUGGCUGGCCGAGAGACCGUCAUCGCUUGGAGCUCUCAGAGGGCCCCGAGGCGUUUGCGAAGACCCAAAAAGCAAGUGUGUGCUUUUGGUAAAUCGCCCACCUUGGCGUCUGGGGACCAAGCAACUGUUAACCUCCAGCUGGAUGCAUAUAGCCUGGGAGUGUAUGAUCUAAAGAAGAGGAUAUGGAUUAUAGAUGCCAAUAGCGAGUUUGAUAGCCUAAUCGGGACCACUGCGCUAAAUGCAUCUCCGGCUUGGGCAGUUAAGGUCCCAAAGGAGAUCACUUGGGUUCACGAGUUAAGCUAA